This is a messenger RNA of Notolabrus celidotus (New Zealand spotty), 1599 nucleotides long. It is a transcript of the gene rubcn, whose product is annotated as rubicon autophagy regulator. The transcript has 7 exons. The record is from RefSeq and is a predicted model, not a curated record. NCBI's taxonomy places the organism in Eukaryota, Metazoa, Chordata, Actinopteri, Labriformes, Labridae. Gene Ontology annotation, biological process: negative regulation of endocytosis; negative regulation of autophagosome maturation. Gene Ontology annotation, cellular component: early endosome; late endosome. Gene Ontology annotation, molecular function: phosphatidylinositol phosphate binding. Bases 199 to 1416 code for a protein of 405 amino acids.
UGUAGAUGAAGCUCCUCCCCCCUCCCUGCUGGUCACGCGGCCUCCUGUGUUGUGAUCCUCGGCUCGGGCAGAGAUGAUGGUGGACCUGCAGUCCGGGUAACCCAGCAGCCCUGAGACUGAAGUGAAAGUCCUUGAUCCAGACCCAGAGGGGGGCCGUGAGGGACUCUGGCGGCUCUGUGCGGGACCGUCCCGGAGGACAUGGAGUUCUCCGCGGAGGGAGAGGCGGAAGAGCGCAGGAGGGAACACUGGAAGCUUCUGUCCAGCCUGAAGACCACCGUGGAGGGUCUGGUGUCCACCAACAACCCCAACGUGUGGUCCCGAUACGGCGGCCUGCAGCGGCUCCACAAGGACAUGAACAACAUCCUGAGUCAUGGACUGAAGAAUGAGCAGGUUUACUACAAGCAGAGAGACUACUGGCCCUUUGUGUGGUGUGUCCGCUACAUCAGCCCCCACCUGGCCUCGCACGUUGAACAGUUCAGUCACCUGGAGCCGGUCGUCAGCACCGGGAUAAAGAGCGCAGGUGAAAGCUUCAAAGCUGAGCGCUGGCUGCUUCACAGCUUACAGGUCCACAUGCUGUCGGCUCAGCUGAGGCCGCUGCUCAGACAUCUGGGACACACACGGAAGUUCUACAACGAUGAUGCCUUUCUGCUGAGCGAGCCUCAUGUGACUGCCAUGUUUCAGUGCCUGGAAGCUGUGGAGCAGAAUAACCCCAAACUGCUGGCUCAAGUGGACACAGUCGGGCUGUCUCCUCUGAAGGGCCCGCCAUGUCUAGGCCUGUUGAAGAGUCAGAGCCUGUGUGUACUGCCGGGGGCCGGCGGCGCCUGGAGGAGUGCUGACUCGGCUCUCAGAGGAGAACCUCUAAAUCGCAGACUCACCACCUCCGACUGCUCCCUCAGAGAAGCAGUCACCACCAGCAGCCGCAGCUCCGGGAGCUCUGCACAUGCGGGAUCCCAAAACUGCAACAGCACAAAUCCUACCUCUCCUCCAGCCAGCAGCCCGGGGGCUCCCUGGGCGUGUGUGUCCAGGCUGGGGGAAAGCGAGCGGGGUGUGACGCCCCCUCCUGGCUCGCUCUCGGUCCCUUGCAUCUCCCUCACGGAGCCGCCCUCUCCCCCCUCGCCCACCUCCCUGCAGCCCGAGGCCGUGGACUCUUGUGAUGGCGAGUACGACGAUGGUCCGGAGUACCUGGCCAUUGGAAACCUGGGGCAACGCAGUCGCCGUGACUCCCACAGCUCUACCCACAGCAGCGAGCAGGGACAGACCAAGGACCAGCCCCUGCAAAGGGGGCCUCUCCUCCUGCCUCAACCCAGACGCUCCUCCUUCUCAGAGGGGCAGAGGGGGCCAAGCAGGGUGACCCGAGGACACACGCGCUCCUUCUCUGACACAGGGGUCAAUCAGAAACUCAGGAAUGGUGAGUAGAUGUGGCGGGGAGCGAGCUGGACUGAUCCGGCUUAUCUUAAGACAGAGUGUCCUUUUAAAGAAUGCUAACACUUUUAGCAUAAGUUAGCACUAAAGCCGUCCACCAUCUCAAACUGUGAACCCCUGUCGCUGUGAAACCAUGGAUUCAGGAGAUCAGAGGGAUUAAAAUGAGCUCAGCUAAUA